Molecule: messenger RNA, 732 nt
Organism: Laccaria bicolor S238N-H82
Lineage: Eukaryota; Fungi; Basidiomycota; Agaricomycetes; Agaricales; Hydnangiaceae
Product: 40S ribosomal protein S9
Exons: 5
Coding region: 45-626 (193 amino acids)
Biological process (GO): positive regulation of translational fidelity; translation
Cellular component (GO): cytosolic small ribosomal subunit
Molecular function (GO): structural constituent of ribosome; rRNA binding
Source: RefSeq, a predicted model, not a curated record
AUUUGGCACUCAUCGCUCUCACCGACAUCCUCAAGAUCUAAAAAAUGCCCAGGGCCCCGAGGAACCAUUCCAAGACUUAUAAGGUCCCCCGUCGACCUUUCGAAUCCGCUCGUCUCGAUGCCGAGCUGAAGCUCGCAGGUGAAUACGGCCUCCGCAACAAACGCGAGAUCUGGCGUAUCGCCCUCAUCCUCUCCAAAAUCCGUCGUGCCGCCCGUGAGCUCCUCAAACUCGACGACAAGGACCCCAAACGUCUCUUCGAGGGUAACGCCCUCAUCCGCCGUCUCGUGCGCAUCGGUGUGCUGGACGAGUCCCGCAUGCGUCUCGAUUACGUGUUGGCCCUCAAGAUUGAAGAUUUCUUGGAGAGAAGGCUGCAGACUCAGGUUUUCAAGAGUGGUUUGGCUAAAUCCAUCCAUCAUGCUCGCGUGUUGAUCAGGCAAAGACAUAUCCGCGUCGGCAAGCAAAUAGUCAACGUCCCUUCAUUCGUCGUCCGACUUGACUCGCAAAAACACAUCGACUUUGCUCUUACUUCGCCUUAUGGUGGAGGUCGCUCCGGUCGCGUUAAGCGUAAGCGUGCUGCUGCCGCUGCCAAGAAGGAGGAAGGUGGUGACGAGGAGGAGGAAGAGUAAUUUAGUCGCCAUCAACUACGCUAUCUAUGCUUUGUAUCGUAUGCCUCAGCCCCAUGCCAUUAUGCAUACGAACCGCAUUUAGGAAUGAGACUUUUCAUGCCAGCAG